Molecule: messenger RNA, 1221 nt
Organism: Aspergillus aculeatus ATCC 16872
Lineage: Eukaryota; Fungi; Ascomycota; Eurotiomycetes; Eurotiales; Aspergillaceae
Gene: ayg1
Product: heptaketide hydrolyase ayg1
Exons: 6
Coding region: 1-1221 (406 amino acids)
Source: RefSeq, a predicted model, not a curated record
AUGGCUCCAUGGCUGAUGGGCGAGAAGUUCAACACGGUCUACCCGCAUAAGGGGUCCAUCAAGGCCCUUUGGGAGACCAAGUGGAAGUUUGCGUGUGAGAAGUCAGUUUACCCGUUCCAUGACGGAUCGAUUGAGGACUUCGCACCCAUCUUCGAGAAGUUGAUCAAGGAAAACAUCAACGACGCCUACGAAGACGCCUACACGCAGGCCUUCUUCCCCAUCGCCGAGUCCCUCGAGAAGCAAGCCAGCGAGGCGCUGACCAGCAACAACACCCAAUUGGCCUCGGAUCUCCUCCGCCGUGCCGCGGUGGUCUACCGGAUCUCGCGCUUCCCCUACGUCGACCCCAGCAAGGACGACAUCAAGAAGGAAGCCUUCGCCCGCCAGAAGCGCGUGUACCUGCAGGCGGCCUCCUUCUGGAGCCCCAAGAUUGAGGAGGUGAUCAUUCCGCACACCCAGAAAGCCGGCGGCGACGCGCCCACCGUCCCGCUCUUCGUGCGUACGCCCGAGCACGCCUCGGCCGCCAGCCCCGUCCCCGUCAUUCUGCUGAUGACCGGGCUGGACGGCUACCGGCCCGACAACAGCCAGCGCACCCACGAGAUCCUCAACCGCGGGUGGGCCGUUGUCAUCGCCGAGAUCCCCGGCACCGCCGACUCGCCCGCCGACCCCAGCGACCCGGACGCCCCGGACCGCCUCUGGACCACCGUGCUGGACUACAUCGCCAGCCGGCCGGAGCUGGACGCCGCGCGCGUCGCCGCCUGGGGCCUCAGUGCGGGCGGCUUCUACGCCAUCCGCGCGGCGCACACCCACCGCGACCGCCUGCGCGGGUGCAUCGCCCACGGGCCGGGCUGCCAUUACUUCAUGGAUCAGGAGUGGUUGACCCGCGUCGAUGAUCAUGAGUAUCCUUUCUUAUUAACCCCCGCCUGGGCCAAGAAAUACGGCUACACCGACGUCGCCGACUUCCGCGCCAACGCCCAGAAGAAGUUCUCGCUCGUCGAGACCGGCAUCGUCGACCAGCCCAGCACCAGACUUCUUUUGUUGAAUGGCGUCGACGACGGUGUCACCCCCAUCGAAGACUGUCUUGUCCUCUUUAAUCACGGCUCUCCUAAGGAAGGGCGGUUCUUCCCCGGGCUCCCGCACAUGGGGUAUCCGCAUAGCUUGCCGGUGUCGUAUAAGUGGUUGGAGGAGGUGUUGGAGUCGAAGCCUGCUAUGCUUAAGAAUUAA